Molecule: messenger RNA, 1217 nt
Organism: Fimicolochytrium jonesii
Lineage: Eukaryota; Fungi; Chytridiomycota; Chytridiomycetes; Spizellomycetales; Powellomycetaceae
Exons: 7
Coding region: 106-948 (280 amino acids)
Source: RefSeq, a predicted model, not a curated record
AUUGCAGUGCUUGUAGCAUUGAACUUGACGACCCAGUAUACGGAACCUUUCGUAUCAUAUCUUGUCGACGCUACUAUUAAUCUCGCCACUACAUACGUCGUUGCGAUGAGCUACAAUGCUGGGAUGGCCCCCUUCGGAUGCACCGCCGGCAUCGCUACAUCAACAACAUGGAAUACUGCCUUGCGGAACUUCAAACCUACGGAUGACAGUGUCAUCUUACUACUAGGUGCCAACUUCAAACUGUUGGCGUCCAGCAACAUGUUCCUAAAUCAUACCAGUGUAUCUGGCGCGACAUAUGACGUGGCAGUAGCGGACGAUUGGACAGUGGCUUUCCAAGCCAUGAUCGUGACCCGCUACAAUAACCAAUCCGCUACGGCUAUGGCCGUCGCCAGGAAAGGUUCCCAGUUUGAGGUUGUCAUCAGUGGAACGCCGUUCAUCAUCGGCAUAUCUUUAGUCGGUGUCACCCAGUAUGACCAAGAUCAACUGUUUCUUAUCGCUGGGAUACCUCGUUCUCAGAUUUACGGAAAAUUGGAGAGCGCUCAAAAGCGUAGCCGUGCGGUUGUUAUUGGUAUCAGUGUAGCUGUGACAAUUGUCGUCGCGGGCAUCUUCGUGCUUGUAGCAUUGCCGCUUUUACGUCUAGCCCACGAGAUGGCACAACUGACAAAGCUAGAUUUUGGAACUUUGGAAAGUUCUGGGGCACUGGAUCGUCGUAGUCUCAUUUGGGAGCUCCGUAAAGUUCAACGCACAUUCGCGACCAUGGUUAGGGUACGCUCUCUCCUCUCCCUGCAAUUAUCCGUUUUCGAGGGAGCGUUUGCAGGCGCCAUUAAGCGCAACAGAGCCAUGGUUCGUCCCAGUGGCGGAAUUGCGUCUAAUCCGCAGAACCAAUCCAUUUCAAAAGCUGGAACUGCGGUAACACCAUCACAGGCUGCGAUGCCUAUGAAUGGAUAGAGAAACGGAUCGGUUUUGGACGAGGAUUAUGAUUGCUGAGAUGAUUAUAGUCAAUGCACAUCAAUAGUAUUGUUACAUCGAAAAACAAACGGGGAAAAACAAACAUGGGUUUUACAAAGAGCCGUCUAUCACCCCCUUUGGGUUGCUUUUUUCCAGAGAUGUCUGAAACCGUAAGCCUUUCGAAAUCCGGAAGGACUUCAGCCAUAAGGACUAGGAAUAUAUUCAGUAUAAUGUGCCGCUUGUACGGAGUUGGCGCGCGACUCAAAGCA